AUGUCUUCUCCAACUGCUAGCACUAUUUUAUCAUCUCCAAUGAUGUCAACUAUGAAUGAUAUUCCAACAGAUUUUCAAGCAUUUCAAACACGUACUAUUAUUAAAGAUUUUAGAUUAUCUGCUGAAUUGUUUGCAUCCAAUGGUGACGUUGUUCUAAUAUGCGGUAAAGAAAAACAAGAAAAACAAGGAAUAUUAUUAGUGGCGUAUGAGGUUCAAUCACGUAGUAGUGGAAGUGUGAGCAAUGAUUACACACCACCGUUAUCAUCGUCUGUUAGACUACUAAAAGUCGUUCGUAUAAAUAAAAAAACUGUGACACAGCUAGAAACGGUGCCAAUAAUUAAAUUAGCUUUAUUAUUGGGUGAUGGUGUUUUAUCUCUACUGCAUAUUGAUUCAUUUAUUGAAAUGGCAGCCGUACCGCUUACAAAUUUAACAUUAUUUUCAAGUUGGUAUGAUUCAACAAUACAACUCGAAAUAUUUUCAUCAGUUAGUAACAGUAACAAAUUGACAAAACCUAGUAUAUCAAUAGAUUCGCCCGAAGGUUUUACAAUUAUCGAUCAACCAUCGUUACCAAAUGUUUCAUUCGAACUUCGUCUUGCUGCUACUACUACAAGACGAAAAGCAUUAUUCUAUUCAUGGUAUCCACAACAAAAACGUCUAGUUGAAAAUAAAGAACCGAACAGAGGUGUUUUUGAAUUAUGGGAACAACCGAAAACGUUGGCGUUGAGUAAAGAAAAAAUGUGUGUUGGUUCCAGAAAAUCAUAUAUUAUAUGGAAUAUAGCAACAGGACAAAUGGAAAAUGAAAUUUUAUUAAGUAAUCAAACACCAUAUGAACCCAUAAUAAUACCGUUACAAGAACAUCGUGGUUGGUGUAUACAGGUCGAUUCAAACACAGUAUUUCUUGAUACAGAUUUUAGUCCAAUGUAUCAGGAGAGUGUAACAAUUUGGAAAGAAAUUCCAUCGUCAAUUGUUCAAUCAUCACCCUACAUUCUUGCAUUAAUGCCAAACUCAAUUGAUGUAUGUGCAUUUAUUCCACAAGGCAUAAAAUCAUCUUCAACAACAACUAGCAGCAAUGUUCAACGUUCAUCUCUAUCAUCACUUGUUCAAAGUAUUCCAUAUAAAAAUGUUAAAGGACAUUUAUGGAUGGAUUUAAAAAAUGAACGUAUUUAUGCAUCAACAGCCACCGAUGUUGUUCUUGUUGAACCGGUACCUGUACGUAUACAACUUCAAAAUUAUGCUGGAUUGUGUAAAUAUGAUUUAGCUCUGACAUUGAUCAAAGCUGUUCUAGGUAGUAACAACAAUAAUUUGCAAGGCGGUGAGCGUACAAAAGACGGCCAAUGUUGUGGAAAUAUUGAUCGAACAACUCUAUCUAAAGAAUUGUCGCUGAUCAAUAGUGAACAACCAAAAAAUAGUGAAAAAGAAGAAUUUAAUAUGGAAAAUUCUCCUCGACAAAGUCGUGCAGAUAGUCAAAAGGUAUCAUUGGACCAAUUUUUAUGGGAAGAAUAUUACAAAGUUGGUGUUAUGUAUGGUUUUCAAUUAUUUCAUCGUCAACAAUUUGAACAAUCAUUUGAACGAUUUAUUGAAUAUUUGGCUGAUCCAUGUGAAAUUAUUAUAUUAUUUCCAAAUAUGUCCGCAGAACGUUGGCUAUGUCAAUAUCACUUAUUUAAUCAAUUCGUUCAACAACAUAGACAUUUUUCACCACCAACUGAUUUACUCGGUGUUAAAUUAGAGAAUGCAUUAAAAGAAUUACAAAAUUAUUUAACACAUGUACGAUCUCUCUAUCUAAAAAUAUUAAGAUAUUUCAAUCAACAAAAACAACAGCAACAACAAUAUUGGAUUGAAGUUCAAUCAUUAAUGAAAAAUCAGUUUAUAUUAAAAAAUGUCAAAGAUUUAUUAGUAGUUGUUGAUACAGCAUUAUUAAAAUGUUAUUUAUUAGAUAAUAACAAUACACUUGUUAAUGCAUUAUUAAGAGUGGAUAAUAAUUGUUUACAAUCUGAAGUUGAAUAUGAAUUAAAAAAACAUCGAAAAUUACCAGAAUUAAUAUCAUUUUAUGAAAAAUAUGAUCGACAUCGAGAAGCACUCGAUCUUAUUAUUAAAAUGAAUCAAAAUAAUACAUCUAUAAUAAAUCAAUAUGAAUCAAUCAUAAAAUAUUUAAAAAAAUUAAAUAAUGAUUAUUUAUUGUUAAUAUUUGAAUAUAUUGAACCAAUAGUGAAAAUAGCAGUUAAUAACAAUGAUAAACAAUUAAAACAGGAGAUAUUAAAUGUAUUUAUAGAAGAUACUCAAGAUAUAUCAAAUAAUAGUAUUCGAUUACCAAUAACACCACAAAUUCGUUCAUCACUUGAUUGUUUAAAAAUAUGCGAAUUUUUAGAAGGGAUCAGCUACGAUUUCUAUCUUGUAUAUCUUGAUUAUAUUAAAUUAAGAGAUGAUAUUGGAAGUUAUAGACGAGAAAUACAUAAUCGAUGGAUUUAUGCCUAUUGUCAAUAUAUUAAACAAUUGUAUGAAAAAUUAAAACUAUUGACUAAACAACAUAAUGAACAAAAUAUUGACGAUAAUGAUCUAUCAACAUCUUUCAAUAGUAUAGUGGGAAUGAAAAAAAAUGACUCAGCAGAUCUAUCUAACAAUUUACUAACAUUAAGACGUCAAUUAAUCGCUUAUGAAGAUAAAGUGAAAACAUUUCUAUUAGAUCCUCAAUGUCAAUGUGAUUAUGAUAAACUGGAAGCCUAUUUUUUAAAAGAAAAUAAUGAUAACAAUAAUUUAUUUAGUUUAAAUUAUGGUAUUGUACUUGGUAAACUAUCAAAACAUGAACAAGCAUUAAAUAUAUUUAUUCAAAAUGGUUAUUAUACGGAUGCGGAAAAUUAUUGUGAACAAAUGUAUAAUGAAGGAGAUAUUAUUUUAGCACGAAAAUUAUAUCAAAAUUUAUUAGAAUGGUAUUUAAUGAAAACCGAUAAAGAACAUAAUGAAAAAACAAUUAUACGUAUUAUUAAUAAAGCAUCCGAACGUUUAGAUCCAAUAGAAACGUUAAAAAUUUUACCCGAUUGUUUCGAAUUAAAAAAUGUUCGACAUUUUUUAGAAGAAUCAUUACAAACAUGUUUAAAAACAAAACGUACAAAUCAAUUACAACGUAAUUUAUUAUUUUUACAAUUAUUACAGAUGCAAAAAACACGUAUUCAAAAUGAAUAUCAUUCAUUUACAAUAAAAAAUGAUACAAAAUGUGAUCAGUGUGAUUCACCAAUAUCAGCAAAACAAGUUAUUAUUCGAUUUCCACAAAAUCAUACUGUUCAUUUACAUUGUCGAACUAAAUAUGAGAAAAAAAUGAUGAAUAUUAAAACAUCUUAUAAAGAAGCUGUUCAACUUUGUUAUGUUAAAUGUUUGAAUGAUCCUGAAAAUGAUCCAUAUAAAUCAAAAUAUGAAGCAAAGAAAAUUUUUAAUUAUAUUAAAGAUCAACUAUUACUUAGUGAUAAACAAACAGUGUUCGAUGGUGAUAAUCCUCUAACCAAUGAAUUUGACGAUCUAGAUGUUAUCUAUGAUGAAACAACAAAUAUGCCUAAAAUAUUUAUGAUGAAAGACAAGAUGACAAGAUCUGAAACCAAUAUUUCAGCAUCAACAUUAGUUAAACACAAUUAUUUAAUUCGUCUAUUACUUCACUAUCAUAUUGCAACGAUUUACAAUGAUACGGAGGAAAAAAUGGAAGGAGAAAAAUAUUUAAAAGAUUUAUUAGUAAAUAUUGAAAAUGUUCAAUUUCAUCCAUAUUUUUGUUCAUUAAAUUUACAUGUUUUAAAUCAAUUAAUAUUAAUUCAAGCAUCAUACGAUAAAUAUGAUCAAGCAAUUUUAUAUGCUAGUCAAGCAGAACAUCUUUAUAAACAUUGGAUGACUGUUAAUCAAACAAAAUUUCCUUUAAGAUUAAAAGCAUUAAUAGAAAUAUCAAUAAAUGAUUCUAUUUCUGAGAAAAAACGUUGUCAUGAAUUUGAAUUGACUUAUACACAUACACUAUACUAUUUAGCUCAAGUUUAUGCAAAAUUAAAUGAAAAAGAACAGUCAGCAAAGUAUUGUCAAUUAACACUUGAAAGACAAUUACUCCAUCGUGAUGAUGAUAAUUUUAAUGCUGUUGAUUGGGCAACAAAUUCGGCAACAUUAUCACAAUAUUAUAUGGGUGCAGGCGAUUAUCCUACAGCUCGUCAUUGUCUUGUAUGUGCUGAUCUCAUACUAGAAGAAAUAAAAACUGAUGAAAAAGUGUUAGAAAGAUCGGCCAGCUUUAAACGUUGUUGGGGAAAAUAUGCCAUUAAUCUUUUAGCUGAUUCUACUCAACGUUUAUUACGUGCGGCUGAUAACGAUUUAAAUCCAAAUGAAAUUAUAUCUAAAAAAUUAGUUGAAUCAAAAUUUCGUUUUAAAAUGAAAAAAGAUAAUAUUGAAAAAUAUGAACAAGAAUAUAUUACAGCCAUCUAUGUUCUUGAUUAUGAACAAGCUCGUCAUGUAUUUUUAUUUGGAUUAAAUCAAUUAAAUAAAUCGAAAGAAUAUUAUGUUCUUGAUGGUUUUGUUUCUGAUUAUGUUGAAAUAUGUCAAGAUAUUAGUCAAUUAUAUAAUAAAUUAGUAUUUUUUGAGUCAGAUAUUGAACGACAAUGUAAAAUGCAUAAACGUCGUAUUGAUCUUCUAUCUCCAUUGUGUAAUGAAUUAAAUGAACAAUAUUAUUUACAUUGUGUAAGACAAUUAUUAUUUGAAUUAGGUGAAUGUUAUUCAACAAUACUUGAUUUAAAAUUAACAUUGUAUGAUCAAACACCAUCAAUACAUUUAACAAAAAAAAUUAAUCAAUUAGCUCAUAAUGGUAUUCAAAUAUUUGAACGUUUUCUAUUAACAAUGUACGAUAAAAAGACAAAACAAUUACCGGAAAAAUAUUCAGAUGAUUAUCUACGUUCAGCAAUUUUAGCACAUUUUUAUAUUGGACGAUUUUAUUCAAAAAUACAAAGUAUGAAUAAUUUACAAAAUCGUUUAAAUAAUUUAGAAAUAAAUUUAACAAAAUAUAAAUAUAUUGUUGACUAUUGUGAACGUUAUCCAGAUGCAAAACAAAUUGUAGAGAAUGAGUAUAAUGUAUGCAAAGAAAUGUGUGUAUUGUUACCAUGUAAAAUGGAUAAAUUAAGAGAGUCAUUAUCAUAG
This is a messenger RNA of Didymodactylos carnosus, 5145 nucleotides long. NCBI's taxonomy places the organism in Eukaryota, Metazoa, Rotifera, Eurotatoria, Philodinida, Philodinidae. The record is from the annotation of a GenBank genome assembly.